Molecule: messenger RNA, 789 nt
Organism: Myotis daubentonii (Daubenton's bat)
Lineage: Eukaryota; Metazoa; Chordata; Mammalia; Chiroptera; Vespertilionidae
Product: small integral membrane protein 15-like
Source: RefSeq, a predicted model, not a curated record
GAUUCCGCCUUCCUGCUUCCAGCCUGGCAUAUAGAAUUUAAACCUUCUCUCAGAAGUGUGUAGUAGAGCUAAAGAAGAAGACAACAACCAGGGGUCAUCCUUCUGAAAUUGUGAUUGGCUCACUAAUCCAGGACAAAGUUAGAGAUCACAACUCAAGCAUAAGUCCCCUUUUCCUAACACCGUUACAAAGAUGUUUGACAUAAAAGCUUGGGCUGAGUAUGUUGUGGAAUGGGCUGCAAAGGAUCCAUAUGCCUUCCUUACAACCGUUAUUUUGGCCCUUACGCCAUUGUUUCUAGCAAGUGCUGUACUGUCCUGGAAACUGGCCAAGAUGAUUGAGGCCAGGGAAAAGGAGCAAAAGAAAAAACAAAAACGCCAAGAAAAUAUUGCAAAAGCUAAACGACUGAAAAAGGAUUGAAGGAAUGAACAGGCUCGGCAACCAGAGGAAACUCAUUUUGGAAAUUAUGCAGCUUUGGAAGAUUUCUUAUCUGGAUUUAUGACAGUAUUUAAUAAACGAAGCCUGAGCAUAUGGAAGAAUCAUGUUAGUUCUGACCGCUACUGCAGCAGCUUUUAGGCUUCUGUAUAGAAGUCUAUUGGCAGUUAUUUAUUAUGCCAAAAAUGCUUUCUAACUGACUGUCAUUUGCCAUUUGCAGCUUAAUACAUCCUGUGGAGAAAAAAUGACUUUAGAUUAUGAACUCUACUCAAAUACUGGCUCAAAAAGGGUCCUGUUCUGGAGAAAGGAAACUAAGAAUGUAAAAAUGAGAACUGUCCUGAGGUGAAAAGUAUGUUUCG